Oreochromis niloticus (Nile tilapia) is the source of this 4882-nucleotide messenger RNA. It is a transcript of the gene furinb, whose product is annotated as furin (paired basic amino acid cleaving enzyme) b. Gene Ontology annotation, molecular function: serine-type endopeptidase activity. Gene Ontology annotation, biological process: peptide hormone processing. Bases 659 to 3178 code for a protein of 839 amino acids. The transcript is spliced from 16 exons. Lineage: Eukaryota; Metazoa; Chordata; Actinopteri; Cichliformes; Cichlidae. The record is from RefSeq and is a predicted model, not a curated record. Gene Ontology annotation, cellular component: Golgi membrane; trans-Golgi network.
GACUGCAACGAUACACAUCAAGCGCACACGAUAAGCCACUCGCUCUAAACGUGACGUAUUUCCUGGAGAAAAGGGUUAGUGGCAAGUUGUUGUCAUUUUCAUCCAAUCCCGAACCGCUUUAUUGUAUUGGCACGUAGCGGCUUAUUUUCCCCUUUGUCUGUCCGUGCUGUUUAAUUUGUACGUGUGUAAAUUAAAACCAGCACUACUCCAGCCAGCAAACAAACCACGUGAAAUGACUUAAACCUAUUAGAAGAAGCCUCUGAAGACAUAACUGGGCUCGACGGUGGAAGUUAACUGGCAAAAUAUAACCAUGGUGGCUGUAAGUUGCUGUAGAAUGACAAGCAAGACGGGAUAGUUGAAUUGAGCACUUUUGGGUGAAGAUGGGUGCAUGCGGGUAGCCUUGUAAUUAAUCUCCCGGACCGAGUAAAGGACGCACAGCGUCAGGUUAGAUGUAAAGUUGCAAGUGAAACCCGCAGAAGGAGGAAUGGGAGUCUCCGCACGGAGGGAGGAUGAGGAGGCAUGCCGUCUCGGUCCUCACUGGUGUUUGACUUGCUAAGGCCAGUGUUCUACUUUGCUGCUGUAAGGUGGAGCAUCCCCACUCUGCCUGGGACACAGCAACAGACGGACAGAUAAACUGCGCUGUGAAGUUCUCCUUUUAAUGGAUGCCAGGGUGGCCCUGCUUCUCUCGUGGACAGUCUUUGUCCUGCUGACAGCUGAACUGAAUUGGAUUGAUGCUGCAAAGGUGUACACCAACACGUGGGCUGUCCAGAUCAAUGGGGGCCCUGGGGAGGCUGACCGCAUCGCCAGGGAACAUGGUUUCAUCAACCAUGGCCAUGUUUUUGGAGAUUAUUAUCACUUCAGGCAUCACGCCGUGGAGAAGAGAGCUUUGUCUGGCCACAAGAGGAUGCACAUCAGACUGCAAAAAGAACCACAGGUCCUGUGGACAGAGCAGCAAGUGGUGAAAAAGAGGAAGAAGAGGGAUGUGUAUGAAGACCUAACAGACCCUGAUUUCCCCAAGCAGUGGUACCUGUCCAACCCAACACAUCAAGAUCUGAAUACAAAAGCAGCCUGGGCUCAGGGCUACACAGGAAGAGGUGUAGUGGUCACUAUCCUGGAUGAUGGCAUUGAGAAGGACCAUCCCGACCUGAUAAGCAAUUACGACCCUGAGGCCAGCUAUGACGUAAAUGAUGGAGAUACUGACCCCCAACCAAGAUAUACACAACGAAAUGAGAACAGGCAUGGAACACGGUGUGCAGGAGAAGUUGCAGCUGCAGCAAACAAUGGCGUCUGUGGCGUGGGUGUGGCCUAUAAUGCUAAAAUUGGAGGAGUUCGUAUGUUGGAUGGGGAGGUGACAGAUGUAGUGGAGGCUCAGUCUCUUAGCCUGAACCCUCAGCACAUCCACAUUUACAGUGCCAGCUGGGGCCCGGAAGAUGACGGCAAGUCUCUGGAUGGCCCUGCCAAGCUGGCUAAGGAGGCUUUCCUCCAGGGAAUCACCAAGGGACGCAGCGGACUGGGCUCCAUCUUCGUCUGGGCUUCGGGUAAUGGUGGCCGGGAGCAAGACAGCUGCAACUGUGACGGCUACACGAACAGCAUUUACACCCUGUCCAUCAGCAGCACCACGCAGUCCGGCAACGUGCCGUGGUACAGCGAGCCUUGCUCCUCCACCCUCGCUACCACCUUCAGCUCUGGAAACCCGGGGGAGAAGCAGAUAGUCACCACCGACCUGAGGCAAAAAUGCACAGACUCUCACACGGGGACAUCCGCGUCAGCCCCGCUCGCUGCUGGGAUCAUCGCUCUGGCUCUGGAGGCCAAUUUGAACUUAACCUGGAGGGAUAUGCAGCACCUGGUGGUGAGAACAUCCCAGCCUGGGCGUCUCAGCGCCAGUGACUGGAAGACCAACGGAGUGGGGCGCAGAGUGAGUCAUUCGUACGGUUAUGGGCUCCUGGAUGCAGGUGCUCUGGUGGCGUUGGCACAGAAUUGGACAUCAGUGGGACCACAGCGCCAGUGUGUUAACACGAUGCUUUCAGAACCAAGAGACAUCGGGAACAAACUGGUGUUCAGCAAGAGCGUGGAUGCCUGCUGGGGACGACCAGAGCAUGUCAGCUCCCUGGAACACGUUCAGGCUCGCCUCACUCUCUCCUACAACCAGAGAGGAAAAUUGGCCAUUCAUCUCAUCAGCCCGCUGGGCACACGCUCCACCCUGCUGUUCCCCAGGCCCAAUGACUUCUCCUCAGAGGGUUUCAAUGAUUGGGCCUUUAUGACCACACACUCAUGGGACGAAGACCCUCAAGGAGAGUGGACCCUGGAGAUAGAAAAUGUAGCACCUAAUGGACGUGACUAUGGUGUGUUGAGUCAAUUCACCCUCAUCCUGUGGGGUACUGGGCCCAGCAUAGUCAACCCCUCGUCCCCUGACUUCCCUCGGCCGUCCAACAACAGCUGCAAGACAUUCGAUGCCCAGCAGAUCUGUAUCGAGUGCAGCCCUGGCUUCUCCCUCUUCCUGCAGGGUUGUGUGAAAUUGUGUCCGCCGGGCUUCACGUCGGGGCAGCAGCUCCUCAACCUCUCUCUGGAGAACUGGGUGGAUUUAUCCUCCGUCCAGGCCUGCCUGCCCUGCAAUCCUGCCUGUCUCACUUGCUCUGGCACCGGGCCUGCAGAUUGCCUGUCCUGCCCUCCUCACAGCCAUCUGGUCUUCACCUCCUGUUUGCACCAGAACCAAGUCCAGCGAAAAUCCCCUCUAACUGGAGGACUCCAGGGUGACGGAGCGCAGCCAGAAGGGGCGAGUCCAGCAGUAGCAGACCACGACAGCAAAGUAGCUGAGGAAUCCCCAGGGCUCAUUGUAGCUCCGUCCACUCAAUUCCCUGCCGUCGUGGCCCUUCUCAGCUGUGCCUUCAUCCUGGCUGCCUUCGUCGGGGUCUUCUUCUUGCUGCAGUUACGCUCAGGUGGCGCUUCUGCCUGGAGGACCAAAUUGCCCUCUGGAUUUUCAGAGACAAAGGGGGUGCGGGUGGGCUUUGGUUUUGGCUUCCGGCAGGGACGGGAGAGAAAGGCAAGGAUAUGCUACAAGGGAAUCCCCACUGUGUGGGCAGAUGAGGACAUGAUUGCCUACGAGUCUGAAUCAGACAGCGAGGAAGUGGAUGGUCACAGCGAGAGAACAGCCUUUAUUAAGACGCAGAGCUCAAUCUAGCUGAAGCUGCAUCUGCUGUUGUGGUGUCUGACACGAAGACAGGUCUGACUGCACGGAGCUGAUUCGUGAAGCAGAGUCGCACAGGUUCAGAAAAACACAAAGCGCAGGCCUUACUGUCCCAUCGGCACCCCAUCCAAACGCAGAGCCAAUCAUUUUUUUCAUGUAUUUAUUUACUACAUGCUUCAUGUGUAUUUUCAUGUAUUUUAUCUUUUAUUUGAAUGAUGUCAGUUGUAUUGAUAAGCUUUGUCACCAUUUAAAUGUGUUAUGCAACUAAUUUACUUUGGAAAUAUUUUUCAGAGUGCUUUCCCGAAAAUGAGUACUGCCACACCCUUAAAGCUUGGACACCUAACAGGAGAGAGUUGGAGACAGAAUGGUCUAAUAUUAAGCAGCAGAGACCAAGAUAUCCUGAGUUUUGAAGAGGCACGACCAUGACGUUGUGCAACUCCACCUAGAAUAAAUAAACGUACCUUAUUUAAAUUUGGCAACAAUGCAGUGCAUUCAGUACGACUGCUAUUUUUGAUCAGCCACUAGAAUUCUCCUUCUGACCGCCUGUGCGUCUGUGGCGGUUGCUUUAUCUCCUCCACUUAUAAAAAAAAAAGAUGGCGCUUUAAUUAGAAUUGUGAUUUUGCAGAAGAGUACAAACUCAAAAUUAUCCUGUGGCCAUAUGUUGCAGGCGUCCAAAAGCAAACAAGGAAGCUUAGAAUAUUUUGGCUUUUAUGGGAAUAUUUUCUCUCUAAUGCCUCAGGAUAUUAUAGCAUUACAGUCCGACCCUGGGUGACAAAAUCACAGUCCACACCACCAGGAAAGUUGAGAAAAAGGCAUCCAUGCUCGUGGUUGUGUUCGUGGCUUGAUGCAGCGCCUUCGGGCACUUCCACUGAAAAGUGCAUUCUGGUGUUUUGGGUUGUAGUUUGUAACCCAGCUCUCAUCACCAGGGAUGAUCCUUUAUGUCACAUCCUGGUCAGUUUGAGAGGGAAGUUGUUUACUCGAGGCAUUUGAGGUCGUGAUGACUCUGCCAAGACACGUGUGAUGAAAAGGGCAGCUCCAGGGAGUGAUUUUUCUUUUUUAAAAUAGGGGGAGUGCUGGAAGUACUCGAGAAGGUCAAGCUGACCUUGAAGGGGAGCUCAAAUUCAAGCUGGGUAUGGUUUUUUGCUUUUAUAGACAAAGUUGCAAACUUUUUGAUUGCAUUUGUAGGUCAAGGCCCCAAAUCGAUGAAUACUAGUGUCCAACUGAAUAUCUGUGAAUUUCAAACUAUAUAUCUGCACUUGGUAAUGCAUGGUUCCUGAGGGGGAGAAAAAAACAGCGCCCCCUAGCAUAAAAACUAAUCAGAACUUGGAGUAAUCUUGAUGUGAUCACAGUAGUUAAUUUAUUCAGGCUUAGCAAAGCACCUCCAGAACUAAAGGCCUUAUUCAGAGGCUGAGAAGCACAUGUGCCAAGCACUGUGUAAAAAUGUGUGGAGCGGCCCUUUACUCCAUUACUUCAUCUAAGGCAUAUCUAAUUUGUCUCAAAUACAGACAUCUGGCCUCUACUUCAGGUGGACUUCUAAUAUAUUGCUGUUGUUAUCUUUCAUCAGAGACCUGACAGAUUGCAGGCCAGGGGUUAUAAAGUUGACUCGCUGUUCAUUAAUACUAAGAAAAACUUUAAAUUGAGGAUUUCUGCAGCGCGCUGGGACAGCAUAAUAAAACAUCCCCGCAGGUUGUUUGAUAA